AUGGCGCUGCGGGCGUCUGCGUACCGCACGGCCUCUGGCGCAGAGGUUGCGGUUUCGCUGCAAGUGGUGGCUGAGCGGCGGGCGCCGAGCGAUCUCUGCUUGGUCAUCGAUGUGUCGGGCUCUAUGCAGCUGCCCGCCAUCUUGAAGGACCGGGAGGCCAAUGCGGAGCUGAGUAUCUUGGACAUUGUUGUGCACAGCUGCCGUUCGGUGGUCCACACCUUGUCUGCCGAGGACACCCUGGGCAUCGUGACCUACUCGGACCAGGCGGCGGUGGUCCUGGAGCCCACCGCCAUGAGCGAGCCCGGCAAGGCGCGGGCGGAGGAGGCCCUGCAAAAGCUGCGGGCAGAUGGCCAAACCAACCUUUGGCAAGGCCUGGAGACGGCGCUGGACCUGCUGCGGCGCUCUCCGCGGCCGGGGGCGCUGGGCUCGGCGCUGCUUCUCACCGAUGGAAAGCCCAACGUCGAGCCCACCGGCGGACACUUGGCGGCCCUGCAAAGGUAUAAGGAGCAGCACGGGUUGCCCUGCACGCUGCAUACCUUCGGCUUCGGCAGCGACCUGGACUCUGAGCUGCUGGACCAGUUGGCGGCCGCUGCCGGGGGAGUCUACGUCUUCAUCCCGGACGCCGGCUUCGUGGGCACCGCGCUGGUGAACUGCACCGCCGCGGCCGUCACGGCCGCGGGGCGGAACCUGCGGCUCUCGGUGGCCGCGGCGCCGAAUGUGGCGCUGAAGGGCUGCGUGGGGUACGAGCUGGGGCCGUGCUUGGAGCUGGGAUCGGUGCAGCUGGGUCAAAGCAAGGCCUGGGAAAGGGGCCUGGAGAGAAAUCCGUGGGAGGAUGACCUGGAUGAAUCAGAUGUGCCUUGA
Molecule: messenger RNA, 861 nt
Organism: Effrenium voratum
Lineage: Eukaryota; Dinophyceae; Suessiales; Symbiodiniaceae
Source: the annotation of a GenBank genome assembly